CCGUCUUCUCGAACUUUCUCAACUUCCCCCAAUUCAUCUCCCAAUUCGCAAAAUUCAUCGAUCUUUGUUCCUUAAUUCGUCUCCCGAUUCCCUUUGUUUUCACCACUCUCUUCAAAAUUCCAUCCAUCGCUAUAUUUGGUUGUCGAUCUCAUCUUCCGAUUUAUACAUUCUCUUCAAUUAGGGUUCUUGAAUUCUGAUCUGAAUUCGUUAUCAUUUGAUCGGUAAAACCCUGCGUCGGUUCCUACCCAACUCAUUUCAUACCGAAACAAGAAAUACCCGGUUCUUGAAUUUUUGAAAGAUAGAAGAUCCACGCUUCAAAAAAUCUCGCUUACCCUUUUUCUAAAAACCCUCCUUGGUUUUAAUCCCCAAUUCAACCCAGAAGAGUUGUGAGAAUUCAUCGAUUACCCGUUUCGUUGUCAACCCAGAUUAAUCUUUUCACACGUGAUGGGCACAAUUAGUUUUCACAAAGAAGUUUCAAAACCCUCAACAUCUUCUUCUCCUGCUUCUUCUUCAACCUCCUCGACGUCUCAAACUGAGACGGUGAACGGGUCCCAUGAAUUCAUGAUCAACGGAUACUCCCUUGUCAAAGGCAUGGGAGUGGGAAAAUAUAUAGCUUCAGAUACUUUUAUUGUGGGGGGCUAUGAAUGGGCCAUUUAUUUUUACCCGGAUGGAAAGAGCGCUGAAGAUAAUGCUUCCUACAUUUCGCUUUUUAUUGCUUUGGUGAGUGAAGGGGCGGAUGUAAGAGCGCUUUUUGAGUUGACGCUUUUGGAUCAGAGUGGGAAAGAUCGUCACAAGGUGCAUAGCCAUUUUGGGAGGAUGCUUGAGAGCGGUCCUUAUACCCUCAAGUACCGUGGGAGCAUGUGGGGUUAUAAACGCUUUUUCAAAAGAACUCUUCUAGAGACAUCAGACUACCUUAAAGACGAUUGCCUCUCAUUUCGCUGUUGUGUUGGUGUAGUUAAGUCGCAUAUGGAGGGACCUAAAAUCUAUUCUAUUUCGGUGCCACCUUCUGAUCUUGGUAUGCAUUUUGGGAGGCUAUUAGAAAGUGGAAAAGGAACUGAUGUGAAAUUUGAAGUUGAUGGGGAAAUAUUUGCUGCCCACAAGUUGGUCCUUGCAGUACGUUCACCUGUAUUCAGGGCACAACUUUUUGGUCCAUUGAAGGAUCAGAACACGCAGUGCAUUACAGUAGAAGAUAUGGAAGCUCCUAUUUUCAAGGCAUUGCUCCAUUUCAUUUACUGGGAUACCUUACCGGAUUUGGAAGAGCUAGUGGGUUCAACUUCAAAAUGGGCUUCAACGCUUGUGGCUCAGCAUCUUCUUUCUGCUGCUGACCGUUAUGCUCUUGAGAGAAUGAGAAUUCUCUGUGAGGCUAAACUUUGUGAGGGUGUUGCAAUAAACACAGUUGCAACUACAUUAGCCUUAGCAGAACAGCACAACUGUUUGCAUCUGAAAGCCGUAUGCUUAAAAUUUGUUGCAUUGCCACAAAAUUUAAAAGCUGUGAUGCAAACAGACGGAUUCGAGUAUCUGAAGGAAAGCUGCCCUGGUGUUCUUACUGAAUUGCUGCAAUAUGUUGCAAGAAUCGGGGAACAUUCUGUUAUUGCAUGUGGAUAUCGAAGAAAAGAAGCACCGUUAGAUGGUUCUGAUGCAAAUGGACGGCGGGUCAAACCAAGACUACAGUGAUUUAGGGAAUAACAUGUAAAUCAUCCUUUGAUUGGUAGGAAAACUAAUAAGAGAGAGCUAGGUAGCUUUAGAUUUUUGCUUGUACUAACAUUGGUGAGUAUUUGCAAAUUUUAUGUUGAAGGCUGAUUUGUUUCUCAUA
Messenger RNA from Hibiscus syriacus, 1813 nucleotides. RefSeq names its product BTB/POZ and MATH domain-containing protein 2-like. The record is from RefSeq and is a predicted model, not a curated record. Gene Ontology annotation, molecular function: protein binding. Bases 445 to 1674 code for a protein of 409 amino acids. The transcript has 5 exons. NCBI's taxonomy places the organism in Eukaryota, Viridiplantae, Streptophyta, Magnoliopsida, Malvales, Malvaceae. Gene Ontology annotation, biological process: protein ubiquitination.